AGCAAAAGAACCAAGCAAGCUGUCAGAAACUGGAGGACUUUUAACAACCCCAUAGAAAAUAACAACAACUUCAAACAACGAGGGUAUAAACAGGAGGAGAGUGUGGUGCCAUAAUGGCGGGAGCAGAGGUGGAUCCCCCUGCUAACCCGGCCUGCAAAAUCAUGACCUUCCGGCCCACCAUGGAGGAGUUCAAAGACUUCAACCAGUACCUGGCAUACAUGGAGUCCCAGGGAGCUCACCGUGCAGGCCUGGCUAAGGUUAUUCCUCCUAAGGGCUGGCGGCCGAGGCGCAGCUACGAUGACAUCGAUGACCUGGUCAUCCAGGCUCCCAUACAGCAGAUGGUGGCGGGGCAGUCAGGCCUCUUCACCCAGUACAACAUCCAGAGGAAGCCUCUUAGUGUUCAGGAGUUCCGCCGGCUGGCCAAUAGCGACACGUACUGUACCCCCCGUUAUCUCAAUUAUGAAGACCUGGAGAGGAAGUACUGGAAGAACCUGACCUUCGUAUCCCCCAUCUAUGGAGCAGAUGUAAAUGGCAGCUUGUAUGAUGAGGACAUAGAGGAAUGGAACAUUGGCCAUUUGAACUCCAUCUUGGACAUCAUUGAAGAGGACUGCGGCGUCUCAAUUCAGGGAGUCAACACCCCGUACCUUUAUUUUGGAAUGUGGAAGACAAGCUUCUCCUGGCACACGGAAGACAUGGAUCUGUACAGCAUCAAUUACUUGCACUUUGGGGAGCCCAAGUCAUGGUAUGCAAUUCCCCCAGAACACGGGAAGAGACUGGAGCGUCUGGCCAUUGGUUUCUUCCCAAACAGCUUCAAGAGCUGCGAAGCCUUCCUCCGGCACAAGAUGACCAUCAUCUCUCCCUCCAUACUGAAGAAGUACAGCAUCCCCUUCGAUAAGAUCACCCAGGAGGCGGGCGAGUUCAUGAUCACCUUUCCCUAUGGCUACCACGCUGGAUUCAACCAUGGCUUCAACUGUGCAGAAUCCACGAACUUUGCUAGCGUGAGGUGGAUUGAUUACGGGAAAGUGGCCACACAAUGCAACUGCAGCAAAGACAUGGUGAAGAUCUCCAUGGACCCCUUCGUAAAGACGUUCCAGCCGGACCGGUACCAGGUGUGGAAGCAGGGCAAGGACGCGUGCACCAUUGACCACACCCGGCCCACCCCGAGCUCCACCCCCGAGCUGCAGAGCUGGCUUCAGCGCCGCAAAAGGGCCCGGCCCUCCAGCCAGAGCAGCCUCCAUCACCCGCGAUCGCGAUCUAAGAAGCUGAAAACAGGGGAGCAGCAGCAGGAGGAGGAGGAGGAGGAGGAGGAGAGGGCGGCGGGCGAGCCCGCGGCCACCGAGACAGCAGCUGCCGCCGCCGCCGCCGCCGCCGCCGCCGCGCUGGGCCCCAAGGUCAAGAAAGAGCCGGGGAGGACAGGCAGGAGAGGCGAGCUGUCGGCGAGAGCUCGCGAAGGCGCGGGCCAAAUCCGCCAGUCUCGCCAGCCAUUGGACGCACUCCAGUUCUCAGGGAAUAGCCAGAUAGAGGCAAGCAGGAAGAUGUGCGCCGUGAGUACGAUGGAGACAGGCAGCGCGGCGGGGUCGGCUGACCCUGGUGAGCGGCUCCCUGCGCAAGAUCGCAACCUCCUCCUUCCUGAAGCGGCGAAGCAGGAGGAGGGGGACGAGCUGCCGGCUCCUCUCGCAGGUGCAGAUCACCAGCGCAGGUCCCCGGACCGUGCUGGAGGUCCGGUGACCGCAGCUCCAGGAGAACCGGAGUCCAUGUCCACUGAUGAAGCCCUUCUGGAUGGAGAGCUUAACGUUUACACCAUUUCCCAAAACGCCAAGCCACCCUGCUCAGCAGGGGACGGUCAAAGCACAAAGUCACACAGUGACGUAGCUGUCGUUGCGUCCCUCCUGCCGUUGGCAGAGGGCAUUGCUCAGGUGCCUGAAUUUGGUGAUAGCAGUCACAUGCAUGGGUCUGUCGGGUGUAGCCCAAACCGAACGGACAGUGUAGGAGAACAGCUUUACUCUUUGGGAGUCAGAGUUAGCUCUUCACAGGUGGCUCUUAACGGUGAGCGGUGUUGCAGUCCUCUGCUGGACGGAUGUGAUGGCAUUCCUCAGGACCUCUCGCUUUCCGCCGGAUCACCGGAACACUCCUGCCCUCCCCUUCUGCACAGGUAUGGGCCUGGUCUGUGCCCCGCAGCCCCGAAUCUAGACCCGCAGGUGACCAGACAGGUGGGGGGGCGCGAGAUGCCCUCUCUGACUCCGGAGCUCAUAGACGAGGACCGGUCUCUCCCUCCCGUGCUCUCCCAGGAGAUGCCCUCUCUCACGCUGGCGGUUGGCGUGGAGGGCGUGCCCUGCUGUCCCGGGGUCAGCCCUGAGGAGGACCCCUCGGCGCCCAUCCUCCACAGGGAGGCGUCCUUCUCCCCAGCGGAGACAGAGUCCGAAGCUGCUGUACCUCAUGGUGCUACCCACGAUCUGCCUUCCGAAGAAAGUGGUGCUGUGCCUUCCCUGUUCCCUGACGAUGUUCAAACCACACUACCUGUCUUGUGUCCCCAAGCAAACCUUCAGCCGACACCUCCUACUACUCUGAUUCCUACUGCAACUCAGCGUCAGCCUCUUAAUGCUUUAAAUCCUGCACCUUUGCCACACAGUUUUGACCCACAGCAUCCAUGCAAAGAAAGCACCUUAAAUGCAGCAACAUGCACAGCUGCAGGCACACUGAGUCCAGCACUACAGGAAAGCACACAAUUCCUCACUGCCCCUCUCAGUGUCUUGUCCAGCACUCCAAAUGAUAAUGAUAAGGUCAAGCCUUUGGAAGAGGGGGUAAAUACUAAAAAUGUCUCUCAGCCUGCAACAGAAGGGGAUUCUCAUUCCCAGCCAGUCACUGCUGUAGCUGUAGAAGGUGGACACAUGGCGAUGUGUGGUGAAAAUGAGAGAGUCCUCGGUUCAGAGAGCCUCGGUGUGGACAUCAAGCCCCUCACCUCAGGGAUCUGGGACCACCUGAAUUCGCAAAGCCCUGCUGUUGUAAUUGAGAAUGUAAAUCCAGAAAUGCCUGUAGUACUAACCGAAGACAAGUCUGUAAGUUACUACAGCCUUAACUCACCCACCAACACAAUGUGGACGGGCGUGGAGACCCUGAACGAUGUGAAGUCACGUGACCCAGGUGCAUCAGAGGAAGCGCAUACGUGGGCUGAGCUGGGGCCCAGUGUGACUGGGGACGUGUGCGGUGAUCCGGACCGGCACAGGAUCGAGAUGGAGGCUGCAGAGGCCCUGACUCUCUGCAGGGAGCUGACUUCCCGUGGCCUCGGGGCCCGGGAGUCAGAGGUGCCCCAGGGCCGAAAGAGGACCUGCUCUCCUCAGGACGGGGAGUCGCACGCUGAGCUUAGCAUGGCCAGGCUGGAGGAGACCAGCAGCUUGUCCACAGAGCCGAAAGACCUUAGUGACCUGGAGUGUGGAGAAGCUGACCUGGAGCCAGGGGAGAUAUGCACUCGUCCCAAUCAGAUGGAAAACCAUGUGGGCAAGAAGAAGACCACCAAGAGCUGGCGUCACCCGCUGAGGAAGCCCACCGCCAGGGCCGUGCCCAGCGCGGUCAAACAGCAGGCUGCCAGCGAUGAGGAACUCCCAGAUGUUUCCUUGACAGAGGAGGAGGUGCAGGAGGCGGAACCGUGGGCCAAACCUCUCGUUCACCUCUGGCACAACAAGAAGUCCAACUUCCUAGCAGAGAGGGAGUACAACGCUGCCGCUGCCAGGAGCAGGCCCCUCUGUGCGGUCUGCACCCUCUUCAUGCCUUACUAUCAGCCUGAGGACAAGGCUGAGGAGAGCAGAGUGCUGCUGGAGCCGGCCCCGGGGUCAGCGGAGGCGCUGAGCAAACUCAAGUCCAAGCCCCUGAUCCCAGAGAUCUGCUUCACCUACAGGGAGGGGAGCACUGAGUCCUGCCCCCCCAACGCGCUGCUGGAGGAGGACGGCUCCAGCCCCCUCAUCUCCUGCAAGGGCUGCUGUGUGCAGGUGCAUGCAAGUUGUUACGGUGUCUCUGUACAGGAUGUCCAUGGCAACUGGUCAUGCGACCGCUGUGUGAGCGGUGACCUGACAUCUGAGUGCUGUCUGUGCAACCUGAGGGGCGGAGCGCUGAAGCGAACCACUGACAACAAAUGGGCCCACGUUAUGUGUGCCGUGGCUCUCCCAGAGGUGAGGUUCAGCAACGUAACAGAGCGGAACCCCAUUGACAUCAGCAGAGUGCCUCUGCAGAGGCACAAACUGAAAUGUUUCUACUGUCACAAAAGAAUGAAGAAGGUUUCGGGGGCGUGUAUCCAGUGCUCGUGCGGCCGCUGCACAACCUCCUUCCAUGUGACAUGUGCACACGCCGCUGGUGUGUCCAUGGAGCCAGAUGACUGGCCGUAUGUUGUGUUCAUCACGUGUCACCGGCACCAGCAGCGGAGCUCGAAUGCUAAGAGCCUAACUUGCAAGAAGGACAUUGAGGUGGGGCAGACCGUCAUCGCAAAGCACAAGAACCUAAGAUACUACAGUUCUCGGGUCACAGAGGUCACGGCCCAGACCUUCUACGAGGUUAUGUUCGAUGACGGCUCCUUCAGCAAUGACACUUUUCCAGAGGACAUAGUGAGUCGAGACUGUGUCCAGCUGGGCCCUCCAGAGGUGGGGGAAGCCGUGCAGGUCAAGUGGCCGGAUGGCCUCUUUUACGGAGCCAAGUACCUGGGAUCCAACACCUCUUACAUGUAUCAGGUGGAAUUUGAAGAUGGUUCCCAGCUCUUGGCAAAGCGAGAAGACGUGUACACUCUCGAAGAAGACCUUCCCAAAAAAGUGAAAGGACGUCUUUCCACCGCCUCCAGCAUGAGGUUCCAGGACGCCUUCCGCACGCCUAUGAUGGAGGGGGAGAAGAAGAGGCAGAGGACUCCCAACUCUCGCUUCCAGCACGACUACGUGGCCGACCUGAACUGCCGCGCCACCUCAAAGAGCACAUACGAACAAAGGAGCAUGAAAGGGAAGUAGAGACACUCCAAAAAAAAAAAGGAGAAGAGAGAAUGCACUACAUGUUGGAAAUGGAAAGCAGAGGCAUUUCAGGCAGACACUAUACUAUACUGUGACUUUCUGAGGUUUGGUGAUGUGUUGCAUACUCGAUUGAUGGAUGCUCACUGCUUUCAUGUUUGUCAGGGAAGAAAAAAGCAUCUAUAUUUGUUUCAUUAUCUUUUUUAAGUAAUUGAUUGGCACAAAAAUAUGUUUUGUACAAUUGAAAUAUUCUAGGAUUUUUUUUUUUUUUGUCAGAGAUGUCUAGAUUUUGACCUGUUCUUAGUGCUCGUUUUGAAUGUUCAUUUACUUCUGGUAAGGUCACAGGUUCCCUUUCAUCACAUGAUAAAACGGUUCAUUUUAUUCACCCCUGCAUGUUCAGCAUUAUCCACAAGUGUUUUUGUCUGCUCUCUCAGUGAGGUAAUGAAUCGAUUAAUAUGUGAAAUUGAAAGCAGUUGCAACUUUUACUGUACUGGAUGAAUUGGAUCAGAUUUAUAUAUUGAAUUUAAAUCUUUUCUAAUAAUUUAUUUGGGCUUCCUUUUUAAAUAUAAUGUUGACUAA
Molecule: messenger RNA, 5558 nt
Organism: Megalops cyprinoides (Indo-Pacific tarpon)
Lineage: Eukaryota; Metazoa; Chordata; Actinopteri; Elopiformes; Megalopidae
Product: lysine-specific demethylase 4C-like
Exons: 22
Coding region: 114-4982 (1622 amino acids)
Biological process (GO): chromatin remodeling
Cellular component (GO): nucleus
Molecular function (GO): histone H3K9 demethylase activity; histone H3K36 demethylase activity
Source: RefSeq, a predicted model, not a curated record